This is a messenger RNA of Xyrauchen texanus (razorback sucker), 2603 nucleotides long. Its product is annotated as PHD finger protein 12-like. NCBI's taxonomy places the organism in Eukaryota, Metazoa, Chordata, Actinopteri, Cypriniformes, Catostomidae. The annotation marks the transcript as partial. The record is from RefSeq and is a predicted model, not a curated record. The transcript is spliced from 10 exons. Gene Ontology annotation, cellular component: Sin3-type complex; nucleus. Gene Ontology annotation, molecular function: protein binding; transcription corepressor activity. Gene Ontology annotation, biological process: negative regulation of transcription by RNA polymerase II.
GAGCUGCCGAUUGGUUCCACUGAUCCAGUGUGAUUAUUGCCCUCUCUUGUUUCACAUGGACUGUGUGGACCCGCCUCUCACUGCCUUCCCUACAGGCAGGUGGAUGUGUCCCAACCACAUCCAGCACCUGCUAAACCAGAAAAGCUUGACCCUUAGCAACCGUUGCCAGCUGUUUGACCAGUUUCAGGACCGCAUAUCCCAGCAUGCAGUAAAGGUCGACUUCCUGCAGCAAAUACAUCGGCCACACCCCCCGUUUUGGCAGUCAACUCACACACGAAGGAGAAAGACACUGAAGGUUCCUGAUGCUGUAAAGUCACAGUACCAAAAUCCACCUAUCCUAAUGCCCACAGCUGGAAUCCGUGAAGGGGAAUUGAUCUGUACUGGUGUUCCAGAACCUUGUGUUCCGCAGUACUUAGCCAGUGAAGACGAACAACGACAGUGGCUCAAAGAUGUCAUCUCGCUACAGUGCAACAUCAUGAAGCAUUUAUGGAGAAGGCAAACAUCAUCUACAUGGGAAUCAGAACAAACAGAAAAGACAGAUAUGAAACUCAGCAGAGACUCCUGCCAGAGUGCUGUCUCGCAUGGCUCCCAGUACGUUGUACACAAAGUGGUCUGUAGCUCAUGUACUGAUGGGCUGUGUCAGAACUGUAGGACCACAAAUGGCCCAGUAGACCGGUUAGUUCAGCCCAAUGGGGUGCAAGGUGCUGUUAGAACCCAAGGGAAGACCACAGACCAUGAAAAAACACACACAACCACCCUUACUCCACCAAAUCACACCAGCUCUGAUUCUGUUAUCAAGACUGAGGAUUCCAGCUUAAAGUCCUGUAGGGGCAUAGAGGUUGCUCCUCCUGCAUGUGUCAAAUUUGAGCCCAAAACUCCACCAUUAGACCACAAGAAAUCCCUACCAACCUCCGAGGCUUCAGCAACUGGAAAACUCUCGGCUUCUCCUGCGAGUACAGGAGCAAAGGUUAUUAAGCAACCAAAAAUCACCACAGACAUCGGGUCAAGCUGCCAGAGAUCAUCUUCUGCUUUGUUUGGUGGAAAGGUGAGUGUUGACUCCAUCACAGCAGGUGGUAGGAACGUGUUCUCAUCAACAGAACUCCCUGAUGUGUCAGAGCUGUCAGGCCGAAUAAAGGACAUCAUGCAGGGCAGUGGAGAAGUUGAACUCAACUCGUUGGAUGAGAGGUUUAUCAAACUCUUGGCCUGGCAGAGGAUUCAACAGCUCUUUGAAUCAAAAACCUCUCCUGUUCAAAGUAGCCCACUCCUCUUGGUGUCACUCACUCACAGAAAACACAGUGAAGCCCAAAAUAGGGAGGUGCAGGCAAAAGCUUCAUUCUGUCCGGUCUCGGGAAAGGGAUCAGCUGUCAGCAUGUGCUACCGGAGUCUGUACAUUGGGACGGGUGCUGAUAUGGAUGUGUGCCUUACAAAAUACGGUCAUUGUAACUAUGUUUCAGGGAAACAUGCCUGUAUAUUUUAUGAUGAGAACACAAAGCAGUAUGAAUUGCUGAACUAUAGCGAGCAUGGGACAAUAGUCGACAAUGUGCUAUAUUCUUGUGACUUUUCUGAGAAGAUAAGCCAGACCCCGUCUAGCAGCCUUCUUGCCAAAGUUCAAAAUAUUAUCCGUCGCUGCAAGAAAAAGGAUCAGGAGGACUCUGUGGCUACUGUAUCAGAGGGUGGAGUAAUGAGUUGCCAAUCUCAAGAUGCUUCCAUCACUCCGUGUAACUGUAAGAGCAGCGGCUCAAGUCUGAUUGGAGGUAGUGGUGCUGGAUGGGAAGGCACUGUGCUCCUUCAUCAUGGGAGCCACAUAAAACUGGGCUGCUUGCAGUUUAUCUUUAGCAUCACAGAGUUUGCCAGCAAAACGCCUAAAGAGGAGAUCACAACCUGUAGCCUCACUCCUACUUUUGGCAAACAGGGGGAGCAGUUGAGCAAGGCCACACCUCCGCCACCGCUCCAACACAACCUUGUAAUUUAAUCUCUACAGCACUUACCUGCCUCUACGUUGAACUGUACAGAGUUUAAACGGUUUCCUACUUAUUUAAUUCUUUAUACACUUGCAUGAGGUGAGGUGUUUUUAUAAUAUUUUCUUUCAGAGACUCUUUUGGCAGGUUGCACAUAGAUUUUUGUGUUCUUUUCUCAAUGCAAAAGAUGAGAUCUUUGAACUUGCAUUUUUAAAGGGAAACGUUGAUCAUCCUCAGUGCUUGGAGAACGAAUAAGCAGUUUACACGUGUAAAGAAAUUAAAACAUGUUCUAUUUUGUGCCAGUAACAAUAGUUUUUAUAUAAACAUGCCUUUUUUUCAUGAGACGGAAGCUUUUAUUUAUGUACUGUAUCUGGUGUAUAGUCAGACCUGGCGUUCAUUUAACCCAACACAUUCGAAGAAACUCAUGUAAAUAUUUGUAAGUAUUCUUGUAAAUAGCCAUGUUUCCACACGCCCAUGACUUCAGUGCACAUAGGUGCUCCGAUUUGUAUUAUUUCUGUAGUGUGCCAUUUUAAUGUUCAGUCCUUUUAUGUGUCUGUUUCAUGUGCUAUAUAAUUACAAUUUUCACUAGUUUUUUGUGUCAAACUAUGUAAAUACAAACCAGAUUUUAAAUAACACACUUUAGAA